UUACUUCCGCAUUCACAAGGCAGUAAAAAAGCUAUGAACAGGUGUGAACUUGCAGUUGGAUAAGUUGUCCAGGUAGCCAUGGCCAGAGUUCCCAUCUGACCCGGUGUGAGCACUAAGUCAUCAUGGCUGGGAGACUACAGGACAGGCAAACAGGAGAGCGCGUGUUCAUUAUCCAUGCGGGCGAAGACAAGGCCCAGUUUGUGGAACCACUUGUCCAUGCUCUUCAAGACGAAGGCCUGUCCCAACAAGACGUCUUCUACGACGGGUGGUCCAUUGAAAUAGGUGAAAGCAUCCACGACAGGAUCAUGUCCACCUUGGCCAGUGAGAGUCUGGAACUCGUGGUGACGGUGUUGAGUCAAAACACGCUGAACCACAGCUGGCCCAAACUGGAGCUGGAGACGGCCCUCAGGCACAACAAGCAGCUCUUCCCCGUCUGGCUAGACGACAACCAGGACGACUUCCAGGAGUUUAACGGAAUGGUCGGGAAAUACUGCCCAACGUUAAAGUCCAUCCGAGGGUACAAGGUGCCAUGGAGCAGAGCCAGGGAAGAGGUGGGGAAAGUCGCCAGGGAGAUCGUGUCAAAACUAAAGAAAAGGGACGAACCAGAUACAGAUGAUGUCCCUAUUGAGAUCCUAUUGAGAGGACCGAAGAUGGUAAAGUCAUAUAAAGACGCUUGUCACCAGGGAAAGGUCCGUGUUUACAGUACACGGGCAGAUGUGGUGGGCCAGUUCAGGUCGGGGAAAACCUGUUUCAUCAACAGGCUGAUUGGACAACCCGUCAAGAAGGACGAACCAAUCACGGACGGGAUACAGAUUACGUCAGAUGUACAAACCAAGACAUGGAAGAAGCCAAAAGAAGAGCCUGACGAGUUUGGUGCUGGUAUGGCAGGACUGUUGAUGCAGACAAAGCCAGAUGCUGAAACGUCAGCAGCUGCAGAGGUGGGACUGAAGAAAGCACCAGUGAUAAUGACUGAAGAACAGUUACAUGUAAAGCUGGAACGACCGGCCUUGCAAGCUGUAACUGGGAAAACCAGCGCGGACUCGGAAGAACCCGAUGAGAAACCCGAAACUUCGGCGAGCUCUGUCAUUCCAGACAAUGUUGCAAAAAGAAUGAGAAAGACAGAUUUCACAGAGGACGAACUCGGAACUGCUGAACAUCCACGUGUGUCUCUCUGGGAUUUCGGCGGCCAGGCGACCUACUAUGGGACCCACCACUGCUUCAUCACCCACAGGGGAAUCUACAUCCUCGUAAUGUCUCUACUGCAGAAACUCUCGGAAGAUGUACCUGAUCUGGACUACAAGGCGUCAGUGGACAACCUGAGAACUGGAGGCGACUACCUGGACCACUGGCUCAAUUCAAUACGAUCUCACACUCUACAACAUAGCACAAAACAACCUCCAGUCACAGGACAGCCUCUAGACACAGGACAGCCUCUAGUCACAGGACAGCCUCUAGUCACAGGACAGCCUCCAGUCACAGGACAGCCUUCAGUAACAGGACAGCCUCUAGACACAGGACAGCCUCUAGACACAGGACAGCCUCCAGUCACAGGACAGCCUCCAGUCACAGGACAGCCUCCAGUCACAGGACAGCCUCCAGUCACAGGACAGCCUCCAGUUAGAGGACAGCCUCCAGUAACAGGAAAGCCUCCAGUCACAGGACAGCCUCCAGUCACAGGACAGCCUCCAGUCACAGGACAGCCUCCAGUCACAGGACAGCCUCCAGUCACAGGACAGCCUCCAGUCACAGGACAGCCUCCAGUCACAGGACAGCCUCCAGUCACAGGAAAGCCUCCAGUCACAGGACAGCCUCCAGUCACAGGACAGCCUCUAGACACAGGACAGCCUCCAGUCACAGGACAGCCUACAGUCACAGGACAGCCUCCAGACACAGGAAAGCCUCCAGUCACAGGAAAGCCUCCAGUCACAGGAAAGCCUCCAGUCACAGGGCAGCCUACAGUCACAGGACAGCCUACAGUCACAGGACAGCCUCCAGACACAGGGCAACCUCCAGUCAUAGGGCAACCUCCAGUCAUAGGGCAGCCUCCAGUCAUCAUAGUCCUUACACACAAAGACAAGGUUACUGACAAGGAAGACGUUGAGACGUAUAUGCAGGAGAUUCUCAGCCAUAUCACCGGAAAGGCUGCAGGAAAACUCGUUAUGCAAGACCAGAUAUUUGUAGUAGAUAAUACUGCCGAGGGCAACGAAUUUGACGAGCUUCGUAACUUCGUCCGCCAAGUUGCAAAAGGUCUGCCCCACAUGGGUGAAGAAAUCCCCAUCUCAUGGCUACAUCUCAACUCCAAGCUGAGGAAAAUGAGGAAAGAGGAGGGUCCGUUUUGCAAGUUCCAAGAAGUAGCGGAACUGGCCCGAGAUCCUGACAUCAACAUCACCGACGAGCGCACCCUCGCCUUGGUUCUCACAUUCCUCCAUGAUCGCGGUGACAUCAUCUUCUUUGACGAGCCCAGUCUCCGUGAUGACGUCACCCUGCAGCCACAGGUGAUGAUUGACGUCUUUAAGAGUAUCAUCACAGUUCUUGAGUACCAACAGGACCGGAAGAAGGACCAGGAAAUGAAGAAGAUGUGGGAGAGACUGGAACAAGAAGGAGUUCUCAGUGACAAGCUGCUGACAGAGAUAUGGAGAAGGAAGGAUCUGGAUCUGGAAAAGGAAAAAGGAGCAUUUCUGCUCCGACACAAAACCUUCCUGAAGGCGCUUAUGGAGAAGUACUAUCUCCUUUGCAACGCCACCCAUCUCAGUGACACCACUGACGAGCCCCAACACGAAGAGAUAUAUUUCGUGCCCGCGCUCCUCAAAUGCGAGAGGGACGACAACGAACUAUAUCCCAACAACAUGUAUCUUUGUCUACAGGCACUGUACAUCGUAUUCAGUGAGAAGUUUCUGCCCGGUGGCAUGUUCAGCCGACUCCAAGCCUUGUGUGUGCGUAGGCUCGGACUGAAGAGGUCUCGCGUCUACGCAGGUUGUGCUCGUUUUCCCACGGACGAUGACGGACAGGCCUUCGUCGUCACCAAGGUGAACCACUUCUUAAAGGUAGAGCUUCUGUCGUCUUCUAACGUCUUCACAGAAGGCCUGCGAGUCAGGAAGUUCCUGAGUAGCGCCCUGUUUGAGAUCAAAGAGAAGUGGAUCCCCUGUAUCCAAUACGACCUGUGCUACUCCCAGAAUGAGGAGACAAGAGACAACCCUGUAUUUCGGGCAUUGUCAUCCGAGGAUGGGUCACUGAAACAGUUUUGGAGAAUACCAUCCGCAUUUCGUCAAGUUUGGAUAGAUGCUGGACCCCGUUCCAACCGCACAGCAAACGAGGGAGGAGACGGCCCGGUAAUCCUUUGGCCGACUGAAGACGUUGAAAAGUUUAAAGCUAUCGGUGGGAUGUGCACAAUCGGCCGUGUGUUGGACUGCAUAGACCUAGCUGGAGGACUGACACAGGGCCAAUGUGACCACAUCAGGAACAUGUUGACACCUCUCCAGCGGUUCUUGUACAUGACGACGCUAGUAGAAAAUCAGCUUCUCCUCGGAUCCGCGGUGGAAACGUGCUUGCCAGAACUUGUUGAUCUUUUCUGCAGAGAGGAACGAGGACAAGAAGUUGUCAUCCUUCACACAGAUGACUACACUGCCGAGUUCGUCCUGCCUCUCCAGACAGUCGCUAGGGAGUCAGGACUGCCUUGCCACACGGAGGUCAUCACGGGAACUGACUCCAUCACAGAGAAAACAGUGGAACUUUUGCUUAACACAAGGAUCAGGAUGGUCCUGCUAGUCAUCAGUCCCCAGGUGGUACAUGACAGACACUGGCCAAACCUUGCCUACGAGUUCCCAGUUCGGAACGAGAAGCUACUGCUGCCGAUCCUGCUGUACCCAAAAGGCUCCCGAGACCAGAUGGUCCGAGUGCUUCAGCAACGGUCUCCUGUGCUCUGCAGCUUAACACCAGUGGAGAUAGAGAUGGAAGGAAGGAUGGUGUCAGAAGUGAGGCUGCAGGAAAUCGUGCACAAGGUCAUGACCGACGAAGAAAGAGAUUUCUAUCAGACAUUGGACAGGAUUUUCAGUCGGCUGGACGAAAGAGAUGUACAGGUACUUCUACGGGUGUGGUCUGCCCGUACCGGUAAUCAGGAAAGUCCGGGGAUGGAGAGGCCAGCAGACUUGAUGAAGGCCAUGGUGAGAACUGGCUACAUCCCAACUGGUGACCUUGGAAUGCUGGAAAAGGACAUGAUGGCGGCUGGGAUCAGCCUUCCUGUUAUUGUGCGAGACAUACCAGGUGUACCUGAGGAGUUGAAGUACACACGAACAACAGAAGCUACAGUAGGACCCAUGGGUGGAGAAGUGGAGAUUCCUGGUUUUGUCAAACUUGUUGUACCACCAGGAGUCCUUCAGCAAGACACAAGGAUAACCAUGUCGACUGUAGAUGUUGCUGCUAUCCUCAGGGAUCCCGAGAGCGUAAACUGGAUCUCCGGCUACCCCUGGUCCCUGGGUGAGGAUGCCUGUUCACGUGAGCUACUGGAACAGGUACUGUUCUCCCCAGCUGUUGACGUCAACCUACACGGUGCACAGCUGAGUGGGCCGGUCGAGGUGCAGACGUGGCGACCACCAUGUUCAGAAGGUAUGGGAUGUGUUCUGCUGAGGCAUCAUGAUGGAGAAGGCUGGGCAGAUGUCACAGCCUCAACAAGUCACCAUAUUGACUCUGACACACUGUCAAUGUCAUUGCAGACCUUCAGUAUCAUCAGUAUCUUCAGUAUCGAAGUUGAUCUAAUGGCUCCUGUGAGAGCCAUACAAACUGUAGGAAAGACAUUACGCGAUGCCUUUUCGUACAGAACUUUAGAUUGUUCGUUUACAGCGUACAUCAGCCCAGGUGUAGAUGAAAUGGAAUUCCACCUCGUCUGCAGAGAUCGGUUCGUUGAAACAAGUCAGUACCGUCAAGGGUUUACGCAGUGUGGAUCCAACCAUGCAACGUACCCUCUCUAUAAUGGUGAUUUAGUCAAAGUGAAUGUAAGUCUCCGUGGAUACGAACAGUCAACUGAGGAGCCCCUACGCGCCACACUGUGCAGGCAAAGCGGCCAGGAGAUACAAAUGAGUCUGAGGAGACCUGAUACUAGACACCGUACCAUAGGCGAAGUGGAUGUCAUGAAGUUACAACAUCCACAGUGGCUGAGUGUGUGCAAACUCACUUUCUGGGUCCAGGCAGGGUUAGGCGACAUUUUCACAAGAGAAGAUAUCACCACACCACCAGCAACGCUCCGCUCUACAAAAAGAAUGAGCAGCAGCCCCCCGCCUGCUACAGUGCCAGGAAAGAAGAGGAGGCGAUCAGAAAGUCAGCAGAUGGAUGAUGGAGCAGGGCCCAGUGGGGCUGGAGAGAACACACGACCUACAGGUGACAUGCAGAAAUGUUUUGUCAAAGUCAUCACCAAAGUCAGUAACAAGUGGGACGACCUGGCACGGAAGCUGGGAUUCAACGAGAACGAAAUAGACGGAAUCCACGACUCAAAGAAAGACCAGGACCACCGGUGCAGGGAAAUGCUGAACAGAUGGAGAAACAGGGAGGGAAGGGAGGCUACUCUACAGGUUCUGAACCAGGCACUCAUCGACAUCGGUGAAAGGCUGACUGCAGAGAGUUUGUGAGUACCUGAUGGUGGGAGCCCUGACCCUUCCAAUGCCGGCAAUGGACUGUAACUGUGUCUUAUUUUUGGUUAUAUAACAGUAUAUGCUACAAGUGCCUUACGAUUAUACAAUGUAUCAAAGUAUCAAAUCCUUUGUAGUUUUUAAUAGCGAGUUUAGACGCGUUAUACCUAGAUAAGUUGAAACUAGUGUACUAGUGUAUUUAUUUAAUUAUGUAAAUGGCUAUGAUGUAAUUAUGUAAAUGCAAUUAUGUAAUUAUGAAAAUGCAAUUACUAGUAGGCUACAUUUUGUUCUAGGGCUAGUAAACAACAAUUCAUACAUGUAAGUAAUACAUUGGAUGGAGAAAAAGUAACUUAUCUUCUAUAAAUUCUGUAUAACAUGUUAUACAGUAAAUGAAUUAGAGCCAUUCAUGUCGAUUACAGAUGUAUAUAUAUCAGAUAACUUUGCUAUAAACAUAGUGAAUGUUGUUGUAUAUAUUCUGAAAGAGAAGUAAGCAAAUUCGUAUUUUGUUUUUGAUAAUGUGGAAU
Messenger RNA from Branchiostoma belcheri (Belcher's lancelet), 6142 nucleotides. RefSeq lists its product as uncharacterized. The record is from RefSeq and is a predicted model, not a curated record. Gene Ontology annotation, biological process: TRAIL-activated apoptotic signaling pathway; positive regulation of extrinsic apoptotic signaling pathway. Bases 123 to 5618 code for a protein of 1831 amino acids. Gene Ontology annotation, cellular component: cytoplasm; CD95 death-inducing signaling complex. The transcript has 19 exons. Gene Ontology annotation, molecular function: caspase binding; death receptor binding. Lineage: Eukaryota; Metazoa; Chordata; Leptocardii; Amphioxiformes; Branchiostomatidae.